CUUUCUUUCUUUUUCUUUCCUGGGCCUGGAGGCCGACAACGUCGUGUGUCAGGACGUGUGACGCGUACCCGUACACCUUUUUCUCUGCGCUCUGCGCGGCGAUCCCUUGACCUCCACCGCACGGAACGCCAGCGUCGACACCGCAUCGCCAUUUUCUUUUCUCCCGUGUCGUCGACGCCAUGAACUGACCUUGAGCGCCUUUGCUGUAGUCCCUGCGCGGCGCCCGCCCUGCCGCAGCUCGCCCAAUAAUCCACCGUUUUGCUCGUACGGCCACUUUCACAAGACUUAUCACCCCAACGUUUGCGCAGCCGCACUGUUGACCCUUCGUCCGCACAAGCUCGGAGGGAGAAGGACAUGACUGCCUCCACGACGCUUUUCACUCGUCUCCACGCUUCACAGGCAGAGCAGAGGGAAAGAAGAAGGUGCCGUUGCAGCUGCAACACCACGUGCUGAGCGGCCAACAUGUUUGCGAAGUUGAGACCUGCACAUCGCCGCGGCGGUUCUACGCCGACGUCGCCAUCGCCGAACCAGAUCCCCUCCGGCUUCCUUCCGCUGCCACCAGGAUCAAGUCACGGUCCCGCGAGUCCCAAUUCGAUAGAGGACUUCCUGCACGGCUUCAAGUCUCCGGAUUCGCUGGCCAGCACCGGAGCACCACCACCACAGCCCGUCUCUUCGGACUCGCCAAUCUCGCCGAUGCCGCCCUCGCUGCCUCCCAUACCAAGAGUCGCGAGUGUAUAUGAAAAGCAAGAUGGUGAGGAGACGUCACAGGGCCUCGGGUUGGGAUUGCAGCAAACGGAGCUGCAGCGCGUGCAGACAACGGAGAGUCUUGACUCGCAAAGCUCUGGGAGCCCUAUCUUGGGGGACCAGAUGUUCAGCCCUGCCAGAUUCGGCGGUCAGGAGCAGCAGGAAUGGCGAUCUGGAACAGCAAGUGAGAGUGGGCCGCAGUACAGACCGCAGCAGCAGCCGCAGGCGACGGCGCCACCACCACCACCACCACCACCACCACCAAGGAAAGACGUCACCAGCAAAGCGGAGUUCAGGAGUAUCUUGCAGGGCAAGCACCUCCCUCCGCUGCCAAACAGCGCGAAUGCUCCUCGAAAGCCUCACGAGGUCAUUUCACCGCCUCCAGUGCCCCUCUCCGAGGAUGCCCAUCAAGUUUAUGCGCGGACGCCUGCCACGGCACCUGGUAAUCAGUCACGGCAGAGCUUGAACCCGAACACGACCAAAGUCAGCGAUAAGAUGGGAAAACCCAAGACCAGGCUGUUGAAUCCCAUGUCUCUUCUUCUCCGCCGACGCAAUGGGCAAGUGCUCGACCAUCUGUCGGAGGAAUCGCUUGUCUCGCACCGCUCUGCUAAUGUCAUUUCUCCUUCGCUGCUUCCAGAUGACUACGAUCCCAGCAUACGCGGUAAGGUCGUCCAUGACUUCAGCGCGCCACGACCGCGACGGAACUUCACCAACCAGAAUGUGCCGGAGGCAGCAGAAAGGGAGCGACGAGAGUCGGCUUCAAGAGAAGGACGAGAUCCACAGUCGAGGAAGCUGAGCGACGACUUACGACAGCAACACACCCCCGUUUUUAAAGAGCAUUUCGAAGACGACGUAGACCAGCAGAAAAAGGAAUCGGCUAUCCGCGCAGAGCACCUCGCGAACAAGGAUUUUGUCAAGCGCAAUUCCUUCCAGCCGCUCGACGAAACGGAGAAUACAGCCGCGCUGCCUCCUUUUGCCCGUGUAGGCCAAAAGACAGUGUAUAGACCCGAAGAAGCGGCGUUACCAUCUCCUCCUCCCCCUCCAGUGCCUGCGAAAGAUGGUGAUGUGCAACUACCCACCCGGCAGACUCUGCCUCUAUCGCCGCUCAUGGAAGAUCCCGUUGCUCAGCAUGACUCAGACGCAACACCAAAGCGAACCAGUAACGUUAGUACCGUCCGCCAAUCGACCCUGAAAUCUCAACGUUCACCACCCUCCGCUCGCUCGAGUCGCAUCUCGCGUGCCAGUUCUGGAACGGGCGGCGAUUUCACACCUAACGGUCUUCCCGCGCACAUGUUGUCGCGAGCAUCCCGAUUCAGCUUCCAAUAUGGGAACACGGACUCGGCAGCGCAAGAACGUAUGCUUGAGGAGAAACACCGGGAGAAAGUGGCGAAGGCUCAAGCGGAGCGGAAGCACGAAAGCUACGAUGGUGAGGACGAUGACUACGACUACGACGACAUGGACUUUGAUGGCAUGGAAGAUGAUGUGCCGAUGAAUGGAGAGGAUUGGGACUAUGGAGGAGGCGGGCUGGGCAUCGGGAAUAUGACGCUGGAAGAUAUGAACGCCAACCAGGGGCUUAGCAACAUGUCACUCGACGACUUCAAUAGCGGCUACGACGACGAGGACUCUGCAGGUGAUGGCGGUGGUCUGGGACAUAUGACGCUCGAUGAUAUGCCUAGUACGACGGGUGGUGGUCUUGCACAUAUGACACUUGAUAGCAUGCAAGCCGCUGCUCCAAAGCAACCUGCAUACAACCCAUUACGUGACAAUCCAGUCGGAGCCGCACAAAGCGGCGCCAAUUACGAUAGUGGAACAAAUGGAGCAGACAAAGAAUCAGUUGACACCGCCAACAACCCGUCGGCGGCUGAGACGUUGAACAAAUCUGCGGAACCAAACACCACACAGCCUGCAAGUGAACUGCAGAAGGUCUCAAAUGUGGACAGCUUCAUCGAGCAAGACGACUUUUACUUCGACAAUGGAGAGUUUGCAGACGAGCUUCUGAAUGAGGUCAACGAAGACGCCCAAGCUUUCGAUGAAAGCGUUUUUGACGAUCCAAACCAUCCAUUGUACGACAGAAAGCAGCCAACGCAAGCACCCCCAAUACCUAGAAUGAGUUCCAAGAGGGUGCAUAACACGAUGCGAGGGCGAAAACCUCGGUCGCGACCUCCGUCCGAACCAUUGCCGCAGCACCCUGAUCCGGAUGCUCCUCUUGACGUAGUCACCGCGUACCACAGUGCACUUGCUAUGGCUGCGAACAAAGCGGCAGCUUCUGGCCGUUUCGAUAGGGCAAACAGUGUCGACAGCAGCGAUGGCUCGUCCCCAGUAACUUAUCAUGGCGGUCCUGUACAAUUGGGCGCCGACAAGCAGUCGCCAAACAAUUCGACGCAUCCAGAUCUGACACCAGAUGUCGCAAGACUCAGUCAAGAGUCCUCGACUCUUUCUCCACCCACGGCACGCGCAUCCGGAGGCGACGAAUUCAACUCUUUAAGCAAGGCAGUCGGUUUCAUGCUCCCAGGUGCGGGGACCUACGACGAUCCCUUCUCUUCAGACUUUGACUACUCGGACUACGACUCCACUUUUGAAGAUGACCCGAUGAUUGCAGCUGCAAAUGCCGAAGCGCUUGAAAACGACGUUGAAGGCUUGUACGGGUCCGAGUUCGGAUUCUACGCAAGGCCCGGUGCGUCCGACAAUGGAGAUGGUAGUGCAGACUGCAUCUACGGUGGUUACUUCGGGCCCAAGAACUGGGGUGAGGUGAAGAGGCAGAGAUCUACAAGAGAGCCGAAUCUCACACCCAUAACCGAGCGCUCGGAAUACUCCACGCGCAACUCGUUCGUCGGCAUUGGAUUUGCGGAGCACGAGCGCGGGGCUCCCAGCCCGGGACUUGCUGCUCUCGCGAGGAUGAGUCCUGGGUGGGAAGGCGAUAUAAAUAUGGAGACGCUCAUGAAGCUCCGUCGUGGAGCUUGGGGUGGUAGCCAAGCCAGCAAUGUGGACAAAAGCAGUCCCCGUACAGGAAAUAGCCCAAUGAGCUCGAGUCCUGUUGCGGUGAAGAGUGGCGAAGGCGUCAGACCUCAGCAGACACCGCAGUGGAGCAGCCCUAUUAGUCGGCAGAUGAUGAUGCACGAGGAGGAAGACCCAGACGCGGAUGACGAAUAUGACGAAAAUAUGCUUGAAGAGGCUAAUUGCGACGAGGACGAGUACGAAGGCGACGAAGAGCAGUCAUGGCAGCAAAACGCCGGAGGCGAAAACACGAGCCCCGAAGACGAAACUCCACCUUCCGGAAGCCCCACGAUCCAGGCUGGGAUGUUGUCUACACAGCCGGCUCAACGCCCCUCAUCCCUCUCCCCUGUAAGGCUUGACCAAUGCUUUAACGUUUUCGGUGCCAAUGAUGAUGCCUCGCAGCGGCAAACUGGACAGCUCAGUCUUCAGAACGGGGGAGCAACCAUUUCCAUACCCGUCGCGACGGCCACGAGCUCGAACUCGCAACGCAGCUCAGGCUCCCUCGCUCUCACAAACUCUCCCAUCAGUCCUACCGUAGCUGAAAACAAGCGCGGGCAUACGCGCUCCGGUAGCGAUAGCGUUGCGUACGUACGCGAGAGAGACGAGGAAAACGGGGAGUUCCGGUGGGUGCUCGAACGGAGGCGAACGGGUGAGGAUGGCGGCGAGGUUCUCGUUGAAAGGACCACGGUCGAAGGGGGAAGAAUUUAGACUUCAAUCAUGUUGAAGUCUACGCAUAUCACCAGAGCUGAAGGUGGCACGUCGUUCAUGUCCUGUAUUACUGAAAAGAUUGGAUUUCUGAGAUACCUGCGCCGUCACGCACAAGACGAGACGCACCCAUUGUUUUUUUUUUUCUCUUUUUUGGUAAUGGAGCUGCACAGCACCCGAUUUCUGUAUUGCUCUUUUCUUUUCCCCUGGGGAGGCGUUGCUUCGGUUUUGGUGGUAGCAUUUGCAUUGUUUCGACUUUUGGAACGGCCAAAAAAAAGUUUUAAAGGAUUCUAGAGAUUUGCAAAACCUAUUGUAUCUACAUGUAUGCCUGCGUAGAGAUUAAUGUGAUAAAAAAAAGACCCCCCAUCAUCAAG
Verruconis gallopava is the source of this 4817-nucleotide messenger RNA. RefSeq lists its product as uncharacterized. The coding region runs from base 463 to 4446 and encodes 1327 amino acids. The transcript has a single exon. NCBI's taxonomy places the organism in Eukaryota, Fungi, Ascomycota, Dothideomycetes, Venturiales, Sympoventuriaceae. The record is from RefSeq and is a predicted model, not a curated record.